Hemiscyllium ocellatum (epaulette shark) is the source of this 780-nucleotide messenger RNA. Its product is annotated as compound eye opsin BCRH2-like. Gene Ontology annotation, biological process: G protein-coupled receptor signaling pathway. Bases 1 to 780 code for a protein of 259 amino acids. The transcript has a single exon. Gene Ontology annotation, cellular component: membrane. Lineage: Eukaryota; Metazoa; Chordata; Chondrichthyes; Orectolobiformes; Hemiscylliidae. The record is from RefSeq and is a predicted model, not a curated record. Gene Ontology annotation, molecular function: G protein-coupled receptor activity.
AUGGCAACGGCAGAUUUACUGUUCAUUCUCGUGAAUGUCAUACUGUGGCAACUCAAGAUCAUUUAUUUCCCAACGAAUUUCCUGGACCUCACCCCUGUUUGCAGUUUUAUCUUUGUUCUGAUUCAUGUAACCACAGACUGCUCCGUCUGGUUCACUGUCCUUUUCUCCUUUGAUCGUUUUGUUGUCAUUUGCUGUCAGAAACUGAAGAGAAAAUAUUGGACAGACAAAACCUUGGCUGUGACCCUAGCUACAAUUGGUAUUCUGCUCUGUUCAAAAAACAUUCCCUUCUAUUUCUUGUUUCAACCUGAGUGGAUAGUUGACAAUGUUCCGUGGGGCUGCCAAGUAAAGUCAAGUUUUUUUACUGAUCCCAGGUGGCUGGGAUUUAACUGGUUUGACAACGUUUUAACACCUUUCAUUCCACUGGUCUUAAUUCUGUUAAUGAACACUCUGACAGUCAGGCACAUCGUCGUGGUUAGUCGAGUCCGGAAGGCACUCAAGGGUCCAAGUACGGGAGAGAGUCACAAAGAUGCAGAGAUGGAGAGCCGAAGGAAGUCAAUGAUUACCCUGUUCACCAUAUCCACCAGCUUCAUACUUCUGUGGAUAGUGUACGUAACAAGUUUCUUAUAUAACUUCAUUAAUGGAACAACUUUAACUGUUUUUGCACCAAUCGGAUACCUCAUCAAGGAUUUCAGCUGCAGCACAAACACAUUAUUUUAUGCAGUGACUCUGUCCAAGUUUCGAGCAAAGUUCAAGAACGCCGUGCACCAACUGGUCACAUAA